GCGGUUUACCCCCCUUUACCCGGCCAAGUUCUUCCCUUCUCCGUCAUGAGGCUUCCAUUAAACUUAAAGUGCUAGGCUGAGCAAAGGUAGAUGAGCGCCGCAGCUAGCAAUCGCCAAAGCUUCGCCAAAGCCACAUGAGAUUUUCUGGAGGCGCAGACAGGGACGCUUGGUUGCCGUUGUAUGUAUAGGGUCAAAAUUGCUGCGGCUGCUUCAUGCAAUCGUUUCAAGACAAUUGAGGAUCUCAGCAAUGUUGAAGUUGCGAGGAUUGGCUGCACAUGCAGCUCGACUCACAAGGACUGGGUGUAAUCUUGGUCGCAAUGUCCUGGAAGAGGAUGCUGCUGCGCUGAUUGGAGCGAGGCGGCGCUUGUCCACUGCAUGCGAUGCUUCUGGGGCAAGACUGACCGGGAAACCUUCUACUGGCAUUGACGCCCGCCGGUUCCGCUUUGCCCGCACCUUCCAUACCGCGAGCGCCGCGCUCAAGGCUGCCGAGCCGGUGUCUGUGCCGCUGUCCAAGCUCUCGGACAAUUUCCUGGAUGGCACUAGCAGCGUGUGGCUGGAGGCUCUCCAGCGCGCAUGGGAGGCGGACCCGAAGAGCGUGGACCCCUCGUGGGACAUCUUCUUCCAGAACUUCACGGGGUCGGCUUCGGAGGCAGCCGUGUCCGGUCAAACGAUCCAGGAGAGCAUGCGUCUGCUGCUCCUGAUCCGCGCUUAUCAGGUGAGCGGCCACUAUGCUGCCAAGUUGGACCCCCUGGGUCUCGACGACCGCGCGCUGCCGAUCGAGCUCGACCCGGCUCUGUACGGCUUCACGGACGCGGACCUGGACCGGGAGUUCUUUCUGGGGACGUGGCGGAUGAAGGGCUUCCUGUCGGAGGACAGGCCCCGACAGACGCUGAGGGCCAUCCUGACCAGGCUUGAGCAAACGUAUAGCGGCACCGUUGGCUACGAGUACAUGCACAUACCCGACCGCGACCGCUGCAAUUGGCUGCGCGAGAAGAUCGAGGCACCCCACAUGACACCCUACUCCAAAGACCGCAAGGCCGUCAUUCUGGACCGACUCAUGUGGGGCCACCUCUUCGAAGCCUUCCUGUCGCAAAAGUGGACCGCCGCCAAGCGCUUCGGGCUCGAGGGCUGCGAAACCCUAAUUCCCGGGCUGAAGGAAAUGAUUGACCGGGCGGCGGAUCUAGGGGUGGAGAGCAUCGUGAUUGGGAUGCCGCACAGGGGCCGGUUGAACGUCCUGGGCAACGUGGUGCGCAAGCCGCUCGCGCAGAUCUUCAGCGAGUUCAGCGGGGGGCUCAAGCCCAUUGCGGACGAAGGGGACCUCUACACCGGCUCUGGUGACGUCAAGUACCACCUGGGCACGUCCUACGACCGGCCCACCCUCGGCGGCAAGCACAUCCACCUCUCUCUAGUUGCCAACCCCAGCCACCUGGAAGCCGUCGACCCGGUUGUCAUGGGCAAGACCCGCGCGAAGCAGUACUACACCGGAGACACCAAGCGCAAGCGCAACAUGGGCGUUCUGAUGCACGGGGACGGCAGCUUCGCGGGGCAGGGCGUGGUUUACGAGACGUUCCAUCUGAGCGAUCUGCCCAACUACACGACGGGGGGGAUGAUCCACGUGGUGGUCAACAACCAGGUUGCGUUUACGACCGACCCCAAGCAUAGCCGCUCGUCCCCCUACUGCACGGACGUCGCAAAAGCGCUGAACGCCCCCAUCUUCCACGUCAACGGCGAUGACGUGGAGGCGGUGGUGCACGUGUUUGAGCUGGCGGUGGAGUGGCGCCAAAAGUGGGGCGAUGACGUCGUCAUUGACAUCGUGUGCUACCGGCGCUUUGGGCACAACGAGCUGGACGAGCCGUCCUUCACGCAGCCCAAGAUGUACAGCGUGAUCAAAAGCCACCCGCCGGCGCUCCAACUGUACCAAGAGAAGCUGAAGCGCGGCGGACAGCUGACGGACGAGGAGAUCAAGAAAACGCAGGACCGCGUGCUAGCCAUCCUGAACGAACAGUUCGAGGCCUCCAAGAGCUACAAGCCCGAGACGCGCGACUGGCUCACAUCUUACUGGUCAGGCUUCAAGGGCCCGGAGCAGAUCUCCAAGAUCAAGAACACGGGGGUCAACCCCGAGGUCCUGAAGCAGGUGGGCCAGGCCGUGACGACAUUCCCCGAGGGCUUCAACCCCCACCGGGGCAUCCGGAGGGUGUACGAGCAGCGCCAGAAGAUGAUCGAGACCGGCGAGGGGGUGGACUGGGCGACCGCAGAGGCACUUGCGUUCGGGACGCUCAUCGUGGAGGGCAACCACGUGCGGUUGAGCGGGCAAGACGUGGAGCGGGGGACGUUCAGUCAUAGGCACGCCGUGCUGCACGACCAGGAGAACGGGCGGCAGUACUGCCCGCUGGACCACGUGACCCCGUCCCAGGAGGGCGACCCCGAGCGCUUCACUGUCACCAACUCGAGCCUCUCCGAGUUCGGCGUGCUGGGUUACGAGCUGGGUUACUCCAUGGAGAACCCUAACUCGCUGGUGAUCUGGGAGGCGCAGUUCGGGGACUUUGCAAACGGCGCGCAGGUUAUCUUUGACCAGUUCAUCAGCAGUGGGGAGGCCAAGUGGCUGCGCCAGACAGGGCUCGUCUGCCUGCUGCCCCACGGGUACGACGGGCAGGGCCCCGAGCACAGCAGCGCGCGGCUGGAGCGGUAUCUCCAGAUGAGUGACGACAACCCGAACGUCAUUCCCGAGAUGGACCCCUCGCUCCGCCGCCAGCUGCAGCAGGUCAACUGGCAGGUUUGCAACGUGACCACGCCCGCCAACUACUUCCACGUCCUGCGGCGCCAGAUCCACCGCGACUUCCGCAAGCCGCUGAUCAUCAUGGCGCCCAAGAACCUGCUGCGCCACGCCAAGUGCCGGUCCACUUUGGGCGACUUCGACGACAUCCAGGGCCAUCCCGGGUCCGACCGCCAGGGCACGCGCUUCAAGCGCCUCAUCAAGGACGUGCGCGCGCACGGCGACCGGGAAGAGGGCGUCAAGCGGCUCGUCCUCGUCAGCGGCAAGCUGUACUACGAGCUCGAGGAGGAGCGCGAGCGCGUGGGCGCGCAGGACGUGGCGCUGGUGCGCGUCGAGCAGCUGUGCCCCUUCCCCUACGACCUCUUCCUGCGCGAGCUCAACCGCUACCCCAAUGCGGAGAUCGUAUGGGCACAAGAAGAGCCCCAGAACAUGGGCGCGUACACAUACGUGGCCCCGCGUAUGGCGACCGCACUUCAUAAGGUGAACCGUGGAGCUUUUGAAGACAUCGCGUAUGUGGGCAGGCCGCCAUCCGCCGCGACAGCCACCGGGUUCGGGUCCCUUCACGCAAAGGAACAGAAGGAAGUGGUGCAAAAGGCGAUUGCCUCGUCAUAGACUGGAUUAUAAGCGCUUCAUGAACUUCAUCAUGUCUUUAAUCGGUAGAACAAUAAGCAGCGCAUGUUCAUCUUCAAGUUGGGUAAAACGUAUCGACGUUUUGGUGGUUCGAUGUGAACCUGUAUAGAAGAUAUGUAUUUCGUUGCUCCGAUAGAGGCAGGUGCGUGGAAGGGGAACUAGGUGGACCGAAUCUCAUCGCCUCUCAUCACCUCAUUGAAACGAACUUAAACCGUCAAUUUACACCCAAAAUCUGCAAAAUCUGGUAGCUUACUACACCAGAACAGGCUACAGUCAGGCAACUCUUGGAUAGCCCCGUUCGCAAAUCGCUACUCAAUCAAUGGAACUGCCAC
Klebsormidium nitens is the source of this 3735-nucleotide messenger RNA. NCBI's taxonomy places the organism in Eukaryota, Viridiplantae, Streptophyta, Klebsormidiophyceae, Klebsormidiales, Klebsormidiaceae. The record is from the annotation of a GenBank genome assembly.